Messenger RNA from Ceutorhynchus assimilis (cabbage seed weevil), 3143 nucleotides. NCBI's taxonomy places the organism in Eukaryota, Metazoa, Arthropoda, Insecta, Coleoptera, Curculionidae. The record is from the annotation of a GenBank genome assembly.
UUCUAAUCUAAUCAUAACAUAACCUCACAAAAUCACACGAGCUCCGGGGAAAAUAUUUUGAAUUUAUUUAAGAAAUAAUUAUUAUUUUUUGGUACUUUCUAGCAUUUCAAGUCGUAUUGCAAUAUGGGAAAAGUGAAAAACAAAAAGCGAGUAUCUGUAGACGCAAUACAGAAGAAGCGACAAAAUCAAAAUGCAAAGAAACAGCUAAAUCCAUUCGAGGUCCACAUAAACAAGGAAAAAAUGCGAGUUUUAGGCAAAAAAGUAAAGAACGAAAUGGGUUUGCCAGGUAUUUCUAGAGCUAAGGCCAUCAAAAAAAGAAAGCACACUUUAUUAAACGAAUACAAGCUUCAACAUAAGUCCAACAAAUUUAUGGACAAGCGUAUUGCGGAACGAGACAAUGUUCCCUACGAAGAUAAAAUUAUGGCCAGAUUUGCAGCAGUCCGAGCUAAAGCACACAGCAAAAAAAUGAUAUUUAACCUAGCCGAAGACGAAGUUCUAACUCAUAGAGGCCAGACAUUGAAUGAAAUAGAAAAGUUUGAUGACCCACGCUCCGACAAUGAAGACAGUGACGAAGAACAUAAAUCUGGAAAUUUAUUGUCUACUUUUGUCAAAGAUGCUCAUUUCGGAGGAGGCUCUUCAGGCAAGGAAGUUAAAACCCACAAACAGCUUAUGGAUCAGUUAAUUGAGGAAUCCAAAAAAAGAAAAGCUGAAAAACAAAAAAUCAAAGAAGCAACUGUAGAAUUAACAGACAAACUAGACACUGAGUGGAAAGAUUUAGUUCAACUAGUAAGCAAAACUAAUAAAAAAGAAACCAAUGAAGAAAAACCUAAUUUAGAUGACUACGAUAAAGUAAUGAGGGAGUUGAAAUUUGAAGCGAGAGGCACAGUUUCUGAUAGAUUGAAAUCUGAACCCGAAAUUGCAAAGGAAGAAAAAGAAAAACUGGAAAAAUUAGAACAAGAACGUUUAGAAAGAAUGAGGGGUUUUGCUGAAAAUAACCCACAAAAAAUCACGCAUAGAAGUGCAGAUGAUCUUGACGACAAUUUCGUAUAUGAAUCUGAUACAGAAGAAAAUAUGUUGACUUAUGGUGACGAUGGUAAAUCUAAUGUUGAAGUUAGGGCAGAGCUCAAUGGGAAAACAAUAGGUGGUAAUAGUGAUAUUGAAGAUGAAAACAAUGAUACUAACACAGAUGAUGAUAGUUCACAAAAUGACAGUGAAGAAGAAGAUCCUUUGCUCGACCUAAAGGAAGAUGAUACAAGCAGUGAAGAAGAUGAUGUGGAAACCGAAAAAUCAACAAACUCAAACAAGGAUAUUGGCAUAAAAAUAACUUCAAAAGAAGUUGAUUCAGCUGAAGAUGAUUACAAAACUGAUGAAACAUCAACUGAGGUAAAUAAGAGCUCUCAAAAAAGAAAAUUAGAAGAUAUUGUUGAAUGUAAUAAGCCCAAGCAACCCAAAAAUGAAGAGAAUAUUGAAGAUAAAAAUGAACUAGAAAAACUUGAGUUGCCAUUCGUUUUCUCAUUACCCGAAGAUUAUGACAGUCUUAUGGAAACCCUGCAAAAUCAGUCAAUAAUUUGUCAAAAAGUCAUUUUAGAAAGGAUGAUUAAAUGCAAUCAUCCAACUCUGUCUCAAGGAAACAAAGCUGGAUUAGGUCUAUUAUUUGACUACAUGUUGAGAUACAUAAACGAUUUAUUUGCUAAUAGUGAAGACUCAAAAACAUUCAAAAAGAAUUGUAAGCUUUUAUCAACAAUUAUUCCACAUAUAUUCGAGUUGGCUCAACUAAACAAGGAAAACGCUCAUAAUUCUUUUGUGGAAGUCAUUAAGGAAUUACAUCAAGAGUAUCGUAAGAAAAAGAAGCAAUAUCCUGGAAUAGAAAUAUUAAUCUUCUUGAAAAUGGUCAGCUUAUUUUUUUCCACUUCAGAUUUCAGGCAUCAAGUAGUGACUCCUUGUUUUGUUUUCAUGGAAGAAAUGCUGAAACAUUGUAGUGUUAAGUCUGUUAAAGACUUGUGUUGCGGCUUGUUUCUUUGUACAUUAGUUGCAGAGUUCACUGCCCUGUCCAAAAGAUUCCUUCCAGCUACAAUUAAUUUUCUAGCUGGUAUUUUUUGUAUGGCAAUUCCGAAAAAUGAUGUUAAGCCUAUAAAAGUCCCAUUAACAUUUAAAUCACUUUCUAAGGAUUUAGUUUUAACCAGUGAUUAUUCAAAGAAAAAGAUUGAGACAAAAUUCGAUAUUUCCAAUUUGUUUGAAGAAGAAUUUACUGACGAAUUGAAAGUAGACAUAAUGCUAUUGGCAUUGAGACUAUUGAGUGAUUUUAAGGAAAACUGCAAAGAACUGCCAAGUAAAUCUGAAUUAUUUACGGAAGCAGAUAAGUAUUUGAAGCUAGUCCCAAUGAAAAAUUACCCUAAAGUUGUUCAAGAAGACUACAGAAAACUUUUUUCGGAUACCUUGUCUGAAAUUUCAUAUUUGAGGUGGGAAGCAAAAAAGCCCAAAAGUUUGAGAUUGUAUGAACCAAAAAUUGUUGAAGUUUAUGAUGGAAAACGUCGUAAAAUCCAAUCCAGAGAAAAAACUGAAAGAGAUAAACUUCUACAUAAGCUCAAAAAAGAGACCAAAGGAGCAGUUAGGGAAAUCAGAAAAGAUAAAGCAUUUUUGGGUAGAAUUAAAAUCAAUCAAAAGAUCAGAAGUGACAAGGAAAGACGAGAUCGGGUUAACAAAAUUGUUGCCGAAGCUGCAAACCAACAGAGCGAACUCAACGCUUUUGACAGGCAAAAAAAGAAAAAGAAAUAGAUGAAUAUUUAUAAUAAAGAUUAAAUAGCAAUUCACAAAAUGCAUUUUAUUUAGUAUUUAUACAGUGUGACAUCCUCGUUUAUAAAAAUAAUAUUUACAAAAAAUAACAUCUUCAAAUAAAAACCUUUAAUUUUCUAGGGCAGUAUGCCUUGUACUUGGAUUUUUAGCAAUAUCACACAAAAUUUACAGUUCAGUAUUAAUUGUUCUUUUCUCUUCUUGUAUAACGUACAAGUUGAGAUCAUCUGGCAAGGAAACAUUGUAGAAUUCUUUGGCAAGGUUCCAGUAUCUUCUUCUGAGAAAAUGCGCGCUGGAUUUUGGCUGUCUACUUCUGGUGAAGAUGCCCUUUUUGUUACCACCAACCCUUGUGU